CAGUUGCUCGCGCUUCUUCCUCUUGCUGAGCCUCUCAACAUCCAAGCCAUCCCUCCUCCCUCUUACUAAAUGCCUCCCUUCUUCUCCUACACCACCCUCCCCUAUCAACUCACAGAAAGCCCCUACCCUAUGCGCAACUUCUCGGAGUAUUUGGUGGAGCUGGAGAACGUGGAGCCGCUGCCGCAAGUUGAGGAGGACGUGUGGGAAUUACACCGCGCGCUGUAUCGAUCGGUGGUGCUGGGCAUGUUCCGGUUCUCAGUGGAGUACGGCGAUCACAACAUCGCCGAGAACUUGCAAGUGUAUUACGUUAUCUCGCGGCCGAAGCUGGAGAGGAAGGAGGGCACGGUGGCAUUAUACCCGUUCGGGGAAAUCGAGACGAGCAGGUCGGGAUUGCUGGAGCUUAUACAUAUCGAGUUCAUGUCUAUCGUCCAAGUGAUCGCCAGCGAAGAAGAGGAUCUCCAACUCCGCCUACGAAUGACAUCGGCUCCGCGGCGAUCUUACCACGCUGUGGUGAUACCAGACUAUAUCGCGCGGUGGGGAGAAAAGGUGGUAAGCAUUGCCGAUCAGAAAUCGUUGUGGCCUCCCUCGUCCUACCCCAAGCCAAUAGCCCCGAGGGCCCUCAGGAAGACGCCCAAGAAGAGACGUUGCCAACCAUCGCCAGAAGCGCAAGGAAGCCGAGUGGGACCCGGAGAAGAGGUGGACCAGGUUGGGCGGGUGCGGAAGCCAGAUCCCAUUCCAGAGAGCAAGGCAACAGCGAUCGAGGGACCUCCGCCGCGGGAAGGAGCGGGAACAAGCAGAUUUCGAAAACACGAGAGCCCUCCGGAGCGGAUACCAGCGCCGCCGCUCCUUCCCGACCUCAAUCUCGAUGGAGCCGGCCCAUCAACACCAGCAGGAGGAGGAGUGGGAGGAGUACCAUAUCCCACAUCCAGACCCCCCAUCCUCGCAGGACCUUUCCACUUCCGCCAGCCACCUAGGCGUGCCCCGGUCAUUGACCUUAGCAGUUCCUCCGAGCCGGACGGUCCACCCGACAGAUGUAGCAUUCAUGGUGGAACCUGCAACCAUCUGGCUCGAAGCGAUCGAGGGGGCCCCUCGUCCUGAUCCUGCAUGGGAGCCAUAUCGCCCUUUGAAG
Molecule: messenger RNA, 1129 nt
Organism: Chara braunii
Lineage: Eukaryota; Viridiplantae; Streptophyta; Charophyceae; Charales; Characeae
Source: the annotation of a GenBank genome assembly